Molecule: messenger RNA, 2136 nt
Organism: Spinacia oleracea (spinach)
Lineage: Eukaryota; Viridiplantae; Streptophyta; Magnoliopsida; Caryophyllales; Amaranthaceae
Product: transcription factor RF2b
Exons: 4
Coding region: 402-1796 (464 amino acids)
Biological process (GO): regulation of DNA-templated transcription
Cellular component (GO): nucleus
Molecular function (GO): DNA-binding transcription factor activity
Source: RefSeq, a predicted model, not a curated record
GAGUAAUAUUGGAGGGAAGAGGUUUAUUUUGCGUAAAAUCCAAAUUUCAUAUAAGAACCUCUCACUUGAAUUCCCUCCAAAAAAGUCGCUCCUCCGCCCACCAACUUCCUGUUAACGUCCCUUUGACAUUCCUCUUCCCCUGUCUCUCUUUUCUCUCUCUCUAUUUUCCGACGGGAGAAUUCGACAUCCUCCCGUCAUCAAUCACCACUACCAUCAUCACCACCACCACCACCACCACCGUAAAUAAAGAGAGAGGACAAGGGAUCAAAAAAAAUAUAUAAAAAAAUAACAUAACGACCGAAUAUAUUAUUUAUUAAUAAUAUAAAUAAUCAAUUACGGGCGUAGAGUAAUUAAGGUAUAUAAUGUCAAUGGCUAUGGUAAUGCUUGCGUAGCCACUUUAAAUGGGCCACCGGAGAGUUCACUCGGAGAUCUAUCUACGAUUUCCUGACGAAGUUAGCUUCGGGGGUUCCAUGGACGGAGGUGAUAAUGAGGCUGAUGAUCUUUUGGCUACUUAUAUGGAUAUGGAGAAAAUCGAGUAUUGUGCCGAAAAUCGGAACAAUCCUAUGAAUAAUAAUGCUCCUCAGGAUCAUGAUCAUGAUCUUGAUCUUGAUCUUGAUCUUGAUCAUGAUCAACAACAUAGACAUUGCUUUACUAUGGAUGAGUUUUCCGGGUUCUCGAGUAAUAAUGAUAAUGAUAAUGAUUAUAGCAAGAUUAACAAUAAUAAUAAUUAUAAUGCCGGCGGCGGGGGCGGGGGUGCUUCUCUUGAAGCUAAGAAGGCUAUGCCCCCUGAUAAAUUAGCUGAGUUGUGGGUUGCUGAUCCUAAACGAGCUAAGAGGAUAUUGGCUAAUAGGCAGUCUGCUGCUCGAUCAAAAGAGCGAAAGGCACGAUAUAUGCAGGAGCUAGAGAAAAGAGUAAAAUCUUUGCAAACAGAAGCAACUGCACUCUCUGUACAGCUCUCACUUUUUAAGAGGGAUACGGGUAGUUUAACAAGCGAGAACAUUGAUCUCAGACGUCAAUUAGAAUCCAUGGAACAACAGGCUCAGCUACGUGAUGCUUUAAAUGACGCACUCAAACAGGAAUUGGACAGGCUUGCGGUUGCUACUGGAGAUGCUUCAACCACUGCAGACACAUUUGUUAUGCCACUGCAGAACGUUCCUCAUCAUUCACAACAGCAGCAGCAGCAGCAGCACCAACGCCACCAGCAACAUCAGCAGCAGCACCAACAACAGCAAUCAGCCUGUCUAUUUGAGUCUAACAUGAUGUCCAACCCUCAUCAAAUCGACUCAAAAAUGUCCUGUCUGCAUCCCUUUGAGCUGAAUAUCUCACACACUUCUCAAGCACUGGACUCACACCAAACAGAAAUACUGCAUAGCUCUCAUCAAUCUGUGGAUCAACAUACUGAUUCAAACAUCUUUAAUAUGCCUCAACAACCAAAAGUACAGCAACAUUGUCUCAUUGGUAGAAAACAUUAUCUUCCAUUCGAGCCAUCUAGGCCAAGAGUUCCUCAAUAUUCUACAACCAAAACAAAUAUGAAUUACCCUACUCUAACUCCACCAGUUGUGUCUGUGUCGCCCCUCGGACAUCUUCCACCAUACUCGUUAGAAUCAAACAACAGUCAAAGCCCUGAACAACAAGUAUACGUCACAUCUCAACCACAUUUGCUAUCCCAAAUGACUAAACAAGACCAUAUUACCAAAACACAAGCUCUCGAUAUGAAUAACGCUUUUGAUUCUUAUCAACUUGUGAAAAUACAAGGCAUGUCUAUUAUAGCCAAUGAAAAUAUCAAAGGAUUUUAAGCUAAUUCAUUCAAAUAUAGCUUCUAUUCCUUUUGUAAGCUAGCUAGCUAGUUACGAUACAAGAAAGCAUAUCAUUUCUCGUAAGCUUUCGAAAGUUCGUGUUAGCUAGCCUUGCUCAAUUAAUUAGCUUCAUUCCCUGUUAUACACACACACUCUAUAUGUAUUUUGAACAUAGUUAAGUUUCCCUUUUAAAUAUCAAUGUUUUGUCCAACUGUGCUGAAACAAUGUUAUAAUCUCUAUAUGUAUUUUAAACAUAGCUCAUUUUAUUUUCAACUCUAAAUGUUUUCAACAACAUUGAAAAACAAUAAGCCAUUUAAUCAAAGUAUUUGCUUAAUUGUCA